CUCAUCAUUUAGCUCGUGUUUUAAAAUCACACACUCAAAAAAAAAGUGGUCUCUUCAACUUCGCUUUCUGCGAUCCUUCUUCACUUCCCAUACUAGUAUUUAAAUUGCUUCGACUAACUCAAACUCUUCAUCAAUCUCUCUUGUUUUUUUUUUUUUAAAAAAACAAACUUUAUUUUUUUAAAGACAACUCAAAAGGUCUCUCCUUUUUUUUUUUUUUUAAGAGUCAUGUCUCAACCAUGGAAAAUACCAAAAUCGAGCCGUAUCUUAAGAUUCAUAUCGGAGUUUCAGAAUUCUACGAAACGCGGCGGGUCUUUGUUCGUCGAAACUGGCUUCCCAGCUUCUUUGAUCGAUCUCUUCUUCAAAAACCGCGAUCGUUUCAAGAAACCAACGCCUAAUCGCUUCCAACGAAUCGAACGCCAGAUUCAAACCGCUCCAAACGCUUCUUCGUUGAUUAAUCAUCAAGAUACAAUUUUGGCAAACCCCCCGAAGAGGGAAGCUAUUAGGAGUAAGAUCGAGAAAUCUAAUUGCGUUAAUGGUAAACUAGCGGCAGAGAAUAAGAACGCGAUUAAAAAUAGUGGUUGCGUUUGCGGUGGAGGCAGUGCGUUCGUUUUGAUGGCGUUUAAAGUUUUAAUAGUGGCGUUGCUCGCCUUGAGCACGAAGAAGAAGCUCACUAUCGGAAUCACUCUCUCCACCUUCGCUCUUCUCUUAACGGAGCUCGUAGCGGCAAGUGUGUUCACUCGCUCCAAGCUCUGUAAAACCGACGGAAACAAAAACGCGAUUUCCCGCGUAAAAAUCGAAACUUUAGAUGAAACUCAAGUUCCCAAAUCGGUUCCUUGUCUGAAAGAAACAGAGCAGCCAGUAAAAGCUGAAACAGAGGAUUCAAACUCGAAAGAUACAACGAUCCGUGAUCUGUUGUCCAAGGACGAGAAGUCACCAAGUAAAAGUUCAAGACUAAAAUCGAAGAUUGUGAAGAAGCUGAGGAGUUACAAUAUGAAGAAGAAGAAGAAGACGAUGAAGAUCAAAGAAGAGUCUUCUUUGGUUGAAGUCUCGAGUUUGGUUCUAGAAGACAAAACCGAGCUGAGUACUAAGUCUGCUGCUGCUGAGAAAGACGAAGAAAAGUUGAAAGACCAGUCAUUGAGUGGGACUGCUCUGAUCGUGAUUGUGCUGACUAGUCUCUUAUUUGGGAAGAUCUUAGCCAUUGUUCUUACUCUAUCUUGUCUUGUUCUUAGAUUCGGAGUUGCCAAAAAAAUCUAAUCUUUGCAUACAAUUUUUUGUAUUCUUUUGAACAAAAUUAUUGGUAUGUAUAGUAGUUACAUGUUUUGUAUAUGAAACUGUAAAUUUUUCUUGUUUUAAUAAGCUUUCCAAUGAACCAUAAUUUUUAGCAUAA
Camelina sativa (false flax) is the source of this 1387-nucleotide messenger RNA. RefSeq lists its product as uncharacterized. Lineage: Eukaryota; Viridiplantae; Streptophyta; Magnoliopsida; Brassicales; Brassicaceae. The record is from RefSeq and is a predicted model, not a curated record.